Messenger RNA from Ustilaginoidea virens, 1533 nucleotides. RefSeq lists its product as uncharacterized. The transcript is spliced from 2 exons. The coding region runs from base 1 to 1533 and encodes 510 amino acids. Gene Ontology annotation, molecular function: carbohydrate:proton symporter activity. NCBI's taxonomy places the organism in Eukaryota, Fungi, Ascomycota, Sordariomycetes, Hypocreales, Clavicipitaceae. Gene Ontology annotation, cellular component: membrane. Gene Ontology annotation, biological process: carbohydrate transport; transmembrane transport. The record is from RefSeq and is a predicted model, not a curated record.
AUGGCCCCUUACCUCGGUCUACGCGGCUCUGCGCUGAGCCGCGCAUUCAUCGGGCUGGUUGUCUUGCCGGCAUUCUUCUGCUACGGCUACAACCUCAGCGUUGCGGGCGGGCUCCUGACACUGGAUUCGUUUGUCCAGGCGUUUCCGCAGCUGGAUACCAUCAACACCGUGGGCGAAGAAUUGCGUCGCAACUCUACAAUACAGGGGACCGUGGUUGCCCUGUUCACGGUCGGCGGCAUGCUUGGCUCCCUAUCCUGCGUCUAUCUGGGGGACAAGCUCGGACGGAGACGAGUCAUUUUCGUCGCGUCAGCAACUACCGCCAUAGGCGCCGCCCUGAUGGCUCUGUCGUUUAGUCUUGCGCAGCUCAUCACGGCGAGAAUCGUCCUGGGCAUCGGCACGGGCGGGUACGUUGCCACGGUGCCCGUUUGGCAGUCAGAGAUUUCCAAGCCCAGCAAGCGAGGUGCUCAUGUCGUGACGAACGGCAUCUUUCUGGGCGCGGGAGCCUCCGUCGCCCUCUGGAUAGCCCUUGGCUUUUACUUCGUCAAGGGCACUACCCUCUCGUGGCGGUUUCCCCUCGGCUUCCAAAUUAUCCUGCUGGUCAUAACCAUGGUGUUUGUAUGCGUGCUUCCCGAGUCGCCGAGAUGGUUGGUGAAGCAGGGUCGACAUGAUGAGGCGAGGGCGAUUCUCGCCGCACUGGGCGACGUGGACCCAGACCACGAUGCUAUCACGCAGGAGAUCCGGGAUAUCCGACUUUCGCUGUCUGUGUGCGGCACCAUGUCAUGGAAAACAAUGUUCAGCAUGGGGAACCAGCGCAUGCUGCACCGGACGGCGCUCGCGGCCGCGGGACAAAUGUUCCAGCAGCUAUGCGGCAUCAACCUCAUCACCAUGUAUGCCACCACCAUCCUGGAGCAGCAUCUCGGAAUGGGUCCCGUCAAGUCUCGCGCCCUUGCCGCGUCCAUGUGCAUGACGCAGCCCCUGGGGGGGUUCUUCGCCUUCUUCACCAUUGACCGGCUGGGACGCCGGCGGCUGAUGCUCUGGAGCGCCGCCGGCAUGGCUGCGUGCAUGGCCGUCCUGUCGGGCACCACGAGUGCGCGAGACAACGCGGUAGCGCUCCUCGUCGCCAUCGUGUUCCUCUUUGCGUUCCAGUUCAUCUUCACCGUGGGAUACUCGGGCCUGACGUUUCUGUAUGCCGCCGAGAUUGCGCCGCUGCCGCUGCGGGCAGCCAUCAGCGCCGUUUCCACCGCCGUGGUCUGGGUGUUUAACUUUUUGCUGGCCGAGGUGACGCCCGUGGGCUUCAACACCAUCGGCUCGCGCUUCUACGUUGUGUUUGCGGUGCUCAACGCCGCCAUUGUGCCGACCGUGUACUUGUUCUUUCCCGAGACGAGCGGGCGUUCUUUGGAGGAAAUCGACGACAUUUUCACCCGGUCGAAAAGCAUUUGGGACCCGCCCAGGGUUGCGAAGAGCGUGCAGUCAAGCCCGGAGGGGGGUGCUUCACUGGACAAGGACGAGUCGAUUGGUCAGGCGGCAGCAUAG